Molecule: messenger RNA, 950 nt
Organism: Pecten maximus
Lineage: Eukaryota; Metazoa; Mollusca; Bivalvia; Pectinida; Pectinidae
Exons: 3
Coding region: 48-356 (102 amino acids)
Source: RefSeq, a predicted model, not a curated record
AGGGUCUUGACCGAUUAUACUCCAUAUCCUACCAAUGGAUCGGUGCGAUGGGAAUUUUUACAACAAUGAUCGUCGGCAGUCUUGUUAGUCUUGUCACAGAACGUCCCAAGCCUGAAUCGCUGGAUGUUCGGUACAUGUUACCAAUCGGUGAACAGCUGUGCCCAUACCUCCCAAAGGCAGCCAAGAAAUUUCUUCACUUCGGGGUACCGUUUGAAAAGAGGGAGGAACUGCUAAGGAAAACAAUUGAACUACAGGAGAAAGAACAAAAUGAAAUGAUUGAAAUGAUAUCCCCUAGUGAGGAUAAAGAAGCAGGACAAGGCGUUACCAUCACGACGGUAGUGGAGACUAACCAAUAGACAAUAAGAUACUCUUAACACCAGCUGUCAUCUGUCUACAUUUCUCCCAACACUUUUCAUUUCAUGUUGAAAUUCUUUCGAAUUGUGGCGUCGGGACAGAAUAUUAAGACUCAGUUAUAUAAUGAUUGUUUUAAAUCAUAAAAGUUUUAAUAUAUAUAUGUUAUUAACGGUAAAUAACGUCCUUGUGACGGAUGAACAUAAUAAUGAUGAAAAACCCACACAAACCAUAAAAUCACAAGCGCAUUUACUUACUUUCAGACCAAGCUCUCACCUGAAGAGCUUGCUCUGAAAGCAAGUGAAAGCGCUUGUGAUUGAUCCUAUAUAUAAAUUGAUAAUUAAUACAGCAAGACAAAUACCGAGAGAACACAAUUUUGUGACCCGUGCCCAAACCGGUCCGCGAACUCUUGAACGAUCUAUCGCAUCUAAUCUGUCUAGGCAGAAUACCAGCAGCUAACACCACUACGCCAUAUUCACGUUCUUCCUUUGUCAUUUGUGUUUCUAUGUUAUAUAUCUAAUUAUUGUAAUUAGCACAAUGUAUCAUAUGCACUAUUUGUUGUUGAUCCGAAAGUAAAAUACUUGAUUUUCCUGUCGUAA